Molecule: messenger RNA, 1514 nt
Organism: Chelonus insularis
Lineage: Eukaryota; Metazoa; Arthropoda; Insecta; Hymenoptera; Braconidae
Product: tRNA pseudouridine(38/39) synthase
Exons: 5
Coding region: 126-1439 (437 amino acids)
Biological process (GO): mRNA pseudouridine synthesis; tRNA pseudouridine synthesis
Cellular component (GO): nucleus; cytoplasm
Molecular function (GO): RNA binding; pseudouridine synthase activity
Source: RefSeq, a predicted model, not a curated record
UGUAAAAAGUUAUAUUUCUAUCUAUAAUUUGAUAAGGAGAAGGAAUAUUAUUUAUUAUGGUAUUUAAAUUGUUAAUUAGGAUUAAAUUUCUUUAAUUAAAUUUUUUAAAUAUUUGUUCAACAAAUAUGGAAGAUCUGAUAGUGAAGAAAACCAAAGCCAAUAAAAAUUUAAGUUCGAGAAAGGAAUUGGAGCUUCUAGAUAAGAAUGAACUUAUUGAAAAGUUAUUGCAAUCAGAAGCCCAUAUAUUACAAUUAAAAAAUAUUAUUAAGAAAUCUAAUAUUUCUGAUGUAAAAAGUAGUACACCUAAAAAAUCAGGAAAAUCGUUUGACUUUUCUCAAUGCCGCAAACGACAUAUUCUUUUAAAGUUUUAUUAUUUAGGAUGGAAUUAUCAUGGUUUAGUUGAACAAGAAGAUACAACAAAAACUGUAGAGUAUCAUAUUUUUCAAGCAUUAAAACGGAGUUGUUUAAUAGAAAAUAGAGAAUCUUCGAAUUAUCAUCGUUGUGGUCGUACAGAUAAAGGUGUAAGUGCUUUCUCUCAAGUGAUCUCUCUUGAUGUUAGAAGUAGUUUAAAAGAUAAUCAGGAUUCUCAAGAUGAUAUUCAUCAAGAACUGCCAUAUUGUAAAAUAUUGAAUAGAAUUCUUCCUAAAGACAUUAAAUGUGUAGCUUGGGCUUCUGUUGAUUCUAAUUACUCAGCACGAUUCGACUGUAAAUUUCGAACCUACAAAUAUUUUUUUCCUCGAGGGAACCUAGAUAUCAAAGCAAUGAAUCAAGCCGCAAGCUAUCUCGUAGGCCAUCACGAUUUUAGAAAUAUUUGUAAAAUGGAUGUAGCUAAUGGUGUUGUGUCGUUUGAAAGAACGAUAAGUGAAGCUGAAAUUGUAUGUUCCAAUGACUGCUUAUCGAAUUUAAAUGAAACGGAAAGUGGAUACCAAAUGUAUCAAUUAGUAAUAAAAAGUCAAGCAUUUUUAUGGCAUCAAAUUCGUUGUAUAAUGGGCAUUUUGCUGUUAGUAGGCCAAAAGAAAGAAACACCUGAGAUUUUUCUUGAUUUAUUUGACAUUAAAGCUUGUCCUUGCAAACCACAAUAUAAUUUAGCACAUGAACUGCCUUUAAAUUUAUUUUAUUGCCACUAUGAUGAUGUAAAAUGGAUUUACGAUGAUACUGAAACUGAAUCAAUUAUUAAAACUCUUCAAGAAGACUGGACAUUAAAUGCUAUAAAAGCAACGAUGAUUGAACACAUGAUAAAUGAUCUCAAAAGUAACUUAAGAAAUCAUUGCGAUGAUUUAAAUUGUCAAGCUGACUGUUUGAUUCAAGGUGUGCAAUCGAAAGUUUAUCAACCUCUGAUGAAACGAGUCACCUGCGAGAGUCUGGAGAAUCGUAUAAAGCAUUUUGAAAAGAAAAGAAAAAUUGAAGUUCAGUCUAAUAAAACAACGAACGAUACAUAAAUGAACGAAUAUAUUUAAUUAUGUAGAUUUUAUUUAUUAAAAAUAAACAUAAAAAUUACUAUUUUUUUACAAAAA